This is a messenger RNA of Hydractinia symbiolongicarpus, 2244 nucleotides long. Its product is annotated as polyunsaturated fatty acid 5-lipoxygenase-like. Bases 131 to 2137 code for a protein of 668 amino acids. Gene Ontology annotation, molecular function: metal ion binding; oxidoreductase activity, acting on single donors with incorporation of molecular oxygen, incorporation of two atoms of oxygen. Gene Ontology annotation, biological process: lipid oxidation. The record is from RefSeq and is a predicted model, not a curated record. The transcript has 11 exons. NCBI's taxonomy places the organism in Eukaryota, Metazoa, Cnidaria, Hydrozoa, Anthoathecata, Hydractiniidae.
GGUAUCAAUUGCAUUAUACGUUCCUAUCAUCUAAUUUUAAACUAGCGGAACUUUUUUUCUAGCGUUAUAAAAGGCGUGAUACAAGUUCUUUCUCAUAAAACCAAAAAAAGCUACCAGACUAUAAGAGAAAAUGGAGCAGGCAAGGAUGUUAUGGCUGUUUGCAGGGUUAGCCUUCCUUGCUAAUCUUUAUUCAUGCAACAGUAUUGAAGGGUUGGAUUUUGCUGAACUUCAUGAACUUUCUGGUAAUGAUGAUUUCCACCAUGACGAACGAGAGUUUACAGAAAUAGUAAUGGAUCACAAUAAAUGUUACUUACCGCGUCCGUGCAAAAUUUCUCUCCCGCAACACACAACGUCUAAAAAAUGUCUGAUGAAACGUGCGUUCGACACCAUAAAAGCAAGAUUCUGGUACAAAAUUACAGACGAAACACAACAAUCAACAAUCAAUUUUCCGUUCAAGUUUAUCCCCUUUUUGAACCAGACAAACAAUUCAAUCGCUUUUUACUACGCCAUCGAUAAAUUCGAAUCAAAAUAUUUCAUACUUUAUUUAACAUGGGUGAAAACUAUGGGUGUUGUUUUAGAGAAGAUGAACAAAGCUUUUGCCCUAGCACCUUUUUUCACCAUUAAAGAGUAUGAAAUCGUGCAUCAAUCUUUCGAAGCCGCUAUUAAAAGUUUGCGAGUUCCACAACAUUUUAACAGUCCUCAGUCUGAUCCAUCACACACAAGUUUUAUUUCAAACAAGAAAUGGGAAGAUGAUGACACUUUCAGUCAAUACGUUUUAACAAUGCAAUGUCCAUGGACACUUCGUAAGGUGACUAAACGCGGUAAAGUUGGACUACAAUUUUCAAAGCUAGUAAAACAGUUGAAUCCAGUAUUUGAUUUCACUGCAGCCUUAUCGCAAGCAUAUGGACGAAGGAUAACUUUGUACCAAGCAGCACGUCAACAACGUCUAUAUGUUUUGUAUAAUGAGGAACACAAUGGCAUGCCAACUUUCGAAGAUAUUCUUGAUAAAAACCCAAACGAUACGCGUACACUGAUUAAUGUCACCUCACCAAUCACUUUAUUCAUCAGAAAUAGAAGACGUCAAUUGAAAGUAGUUGCUAUUCAGUGGGAUUACUUACCAUCUUCUGAUGUAUUCACGCCAAGUUCACCGAAAGCACAAUGGUUGAGUGCAAGAGGAAUGGCUUUGCAGGCCCACCAAGAUGUCUGCCAAUUUAAACAUCAUCUUGGCCAUGUACAUUUUGUUUACACAAUCUUCUGCCUUGCCUUCCGACGACACUUCAGCACGCUACAUCCUUUAUAUGAUGUUCUCAAAUUUCAUUGCGAAGGGACAACCCCUCACAUAUCCACUGCUUAUCCAGCCCUGUCCUUUCCCCAAUCAUAUGGACAUCAGUACUUUGCAGUGUCGCAUAUUGGUGUGGCUAACUUGUCGACACAAGCAUAUCAGGAAAGAAGAUAUGGAAUGUUUGACUUUGAAACACUCAUGAAGAAACGUGGUCUUAAUGAUAGAUUAUUGAGAUAUAACCCAUUUCGUGACGAUGGCAAAGUGAUUUGGCGUGAAUUAAAAUCAUUUGCUUAUCGAUUAGUAAAAAUGUAUUAUCGUCGUGAUCUUGACGUCAAAAUGGACAGAGAGCUGCAGAGUUUUGCUAAUGAAGUAUCUGCUGAUGGUACUGGACAAGACGGUGGCAAAGGAAAGUUCACCGGAUUUCCCUCAUCAUUUUGUUCCCGCCAUCAACUGUCGCUCUUUAUCACAAGAUUUCUGUGGUAUAAUAUCAUACAUGUUACGGUUAAUUAUGCGAUUUCCCCUACGUAUUUACCAAUGAUGCCAGUGAAACUGUACAAUGACACAGCUCCAAAUGCAGCUGGAAAGUACGCACAUUUCUUGCCAGAUAGCAGAGUAACAGUGGGUGCAACGCAUUUUGGAGACACCCUAAGUCAUUUCCGUGCGAAUCGAAUUAUGGAUUACUACGAUAGGGUGAACGAUAAGAAGCUGCGUUAUCUAGUUAAGAGAACGUACAAUCGAUUUAAUUCGUGUAUCCAACGUAGCUUGCAACGUCGAAACGCACGACGAAAAGCAGCUGGAUAUUUGGGGAUGCAAUACCUGGAGCCCAAAUGGUUAACCAAUAGUGUUCAUAUCUAAAAAUGCUAAUGCUAUGUUCCGUCGUAGUUUAAAUUUCAGUAAAUUAUGAAUCAAAUCCUUUGUAAUAAACUCGAGUUUUGAUUUUCUAUGAAUGAAAAAUAAAUAAA